Messenger RNA from Sipha flava (yellow sugarcane aphid), 564 nucleotides. RefSeq lists its product as uncharacterized. The record is from RefSeq and is a predicted model, not a curated record. Gene Ontology annotation, molecular function: nucleic acid binding. Bases 1 to 564 code for a protein of 187 amino acids. The transcript has a single exon. NCBI's taxonomy places the organism in Eukaryota, Metazoa, Arthropoda, Insecta, Hemiptera, Aphididae.
AUGAAUCAUCCCAUCAUAUUACUAUCCGCCAACCAAGUCACUCGAUUACUAUUUAAAUAUGAAUAUAUCAGACUACUGCAUGUGGGACCGUUGGCACUAUUAGCGCAUGUUAACAAUCAUUAUUGGGUUAUAAGGGGUCGGUGCAUAGCAAGAUCCACUGUAAGACACUGUAUUCAAUGUUUCAAAAUCAGUCCUAGAUUUGUAUCCACAUUUAUGGCACUGCUUCCACGUGAAAGAGUGACCGUCGCAAGACCUUUUGCACGGACCGGUGUCGAUUAUGGCCCGGUUAUGGUGCGGAGUGGAUUAACGAAAGUUAUUUCUCUGAAAAGUUACGUGUAUAUGUUCGUCUGUUUAGUAACUAGAGCAGUACAUCUAGAGUUAGUGUCUUUAUUUUCAGCAGAAGAUUUCAUUAGCACCUUAUCCAGGUUUAUGGUUCGCCGUGGGAAAUUUCGAGAAUUGUUCAGCGAUAAUGGUACCAACUCUGGCGGUGCAGAUCGAAUCCUGCAAACUCAUAUUCAGGAAUCCAAAAAUAGUACCAAAGUACACAACUUCUUAAGCAGCUAA